This is a messenger RNA of Protomyces lactucae-debilis, 1077 nucleotides long. RefSeq lists its product as uncharacterized. The coding region runs from base 174 to 779 and encodes 201 amino acids. Lineage: Eukaryota; Fungi; Ascomycota; Taphrinomycetes; Taphrinales; Protomycetaceae. The record is from RefSeq and is a predicted model, not a curated record. The transcript has a single exon.
CUCGCUUGUCAUUCACAUGUGUGCUCCUGGAGUCGGAAGCUCGAGAAGCCGCAAUUUGCUCCUGUCGCGCCCAUCCCAAAUACGCAUCCAAAAUACCCGACCAGAUUCCGAAAAUUGUUUAACUCGGGAUAUAAAUAAGGGGCCUUGUCCUCACAAAUCUGGUCGCCUUGCCGAUGCGAUUCCGCUUCUCAUCUUGGACUUCAAGGUAUGAGAGAGCAAUACACGCACACCAUCUUUACUCAUCUGACAUUAGAAUGCAAAUUGCUCGCUUCAGCAUGCUCAUGCGAUAUAUCACACUUCUGACUGUGGGACUAUGCCUUCUUGAUACCACUGCAGGCGACACCGCAGAGAACUGCGAGAUGAAUCCGGGCUUCAAUUUUGACUUUUUCGGACUGACAAGGGGACCUUUUGAUCAGACGACGUGUACUGCCAGUUGCCAACCCCGUUUCAAUGCGCUCACUUCCAAGCCUUUCGAUUUUUGUCUGGCACAAGGCGGCCACAUCAUCAUUUCUUGGAAGGCUGAGAUCACAGAAGAACAUGGUUUCAAGGAAUGUCAUUGUCGAUUGUGGAUGUUCUUUACAAAGCUUCAGACGACGUCCGAAUGCAAGGUCAAUGUCGAGACCGACACACCUCACAUGAAGUUGCGAGAAAACCUGAUCUCUGUCAUUCAGUUACGACCAGCAUUCACCACAACCCUUCAUGGGGUGACGGGAUGUGGACUCGAUACAAUACAGCAAGGCGAUGGUUGGUCACAGUUUAGCAUUUUGCCGGAGAAAUAGGCUCAAUUUUGUUGGCGGCUAUUGACUUCAGCUGACCCCUGAUCGGCAAAGCUUGCGCCGGGUCGUAUCAGAUUUCUUUGAUUGAUGUGCCGGCGCUGCAGUCCCAUGUAGCUGACUCCGUGCGUAAUACGCAAGCCUUUCACAUAUCACAAUGUGCCCCUGUUGCUGUAGCGGUACGAUUUUUGGCAUCUGCUUGAUCGCUACUAUUCUAUCGGAUGCACAAUGCACAAAUUUUGGAACGCAGACCACUCAGCGAACUACAAGGUGCAAGAAUGUUCUGCAGUUUGUAAACGUGUCG